Molecule: messenger RNA, 4631 nt
Organism: Paramuricea clavata
Lineage: Eukaryota; Metazoa; Cnidaria; Anthozoa; Malacalcyonacea; Plexauridae
Source: the annotation of a GenBank genome assembly
GUUUAGCGGGCAAAUGUUGUGUUACAGUCGUGGUUGGGUCCAACAAUAUCAGAGCAACACCAUGUGGAAAGGGCAAUUGCUAGAUAGUAUACUUAAAAAUAAGGUUUCCGUUUUUAUAUCAAUUUUUAAAGUAAGUUAGGGUUAGGUUAGAGUUAGGUUAGGAUCAGGUUAGGGUUAGAGUUAGGUUUAGUAUUAGGCUUAGGGUUUAGUUUUGCGUUAGGAUAGUUUUUUCUACGUUAUAAAAACGAAAACCUUAUUUUGAAGUAUACUAUCUAGCGAUCACCAUGUGGAAAGUGAAAAUAGCGAAGGGUAAAGAGAUUAAAAUUGGAUUUUAGCGAGCUGGAGAGCCUGUUCGCAGGCUAGAUUUUAGCGUAUUUUUGAAAUAUUUUACCACCAAUAACACCUGUGACGUCAGUUUGAUAUUUAAUACGGGACUUCACCUUCGCUCAUUAAAUUUGGCGGGAAAAUUUGUAAUGUUUGGAGAAGACAAGAUGGUGCCGCUUGCUUCGUGUCAUCAAAGGGCAUUUUUGUUCACAAAUACCCGCUUAUUUUACGUUAUAACGACUGGCUAGUUUUGGAAAUUAUAACUCAAUGGACAGGGAAAACGAUUCUGUAGUAAAGAGAAAAAUUCGUGCAGUUAUUGACUUUUAUUUGUGAUGUUUAAUAUUUGUUGUGAAAGACGGCCGGAAAUUUCGCUACAUCGCUGUACUGGUUUAAAAAAAUUCUACUGGAAAUUCGACCAUGGAUAAAGAGACAACGCUUACUGAAAGAACAGCCUGUCUUAAUGGUAAGUUUUUAAAAGGUUUUCACUUUUCGGUAUUUAUAUUUUUUAUAGUUUAAAGAUGCUGUAUUCAAUUCUGUAAGGUUUGUAAUGUUACUAAUGUAUAAAACAAACGUUUUGUUUACAUUUUGAACUGUUAUAUUUGUAAAAUAUGAUAUACUAACUGACUUGUACUGUAAAUGAAUAUAAACUCUACGUUUCAGUUCGAGAAAGUUGGAAAGAUACAAAAUUUGGGCAAUAUUGUUUAUAUGAUGAUAUCUGCGGGUUUCCCCUUUGUUAUGAGCACAACUGAUGCGCACAACGGACUUUAAUACAGCAUCUUUAAAGUUAGCACUUUUUUCCAUCCAGCAAACCGCCCUAUCGAUUUUGUAAAGUCAUUUCUUUUUGGAUUUUUUUAUUAAUUCGGUUAGGGUUAGGGUUGAGGUUAGAGUAGGGGUAGGGUUUGGGUUAGUUACAUAGCGUAUAACACCUCUUCUAUCUUGCAGAAAUGGUCAGUUUGCUGGAUGGAAAAUAGUGCCAACCAUCUUUAAAGCUCUUCUCUCAAACCUAUACUUUAAUUUAAUAGAGUCAGUAGACACUUUUGGAUAACAUUGUUUUAUACAUCUCGUUGCUACCCUAUUCACAAAUUUAGGUAAAUCCCAUGCCUAUAAAGAUUUUUUUCUUUGUUCAUGGAAUAUAUAAAUAUAAUAAUACGACUUUGCAACACCAUUUUACAUUUGUUUUAAAAUUAAUUUAAAGAAAGUAAUUUUAUCAUGUUUGGUAAAAAGAAACAAUGUACUUUUCUUGUAUCUUUACAAAGGCGGUGCCACAAUUUUGCCUGGGGGCCCGGGCCCAUCUCUGGCUGUGUCUUAUAUGGAUCACAGUAAGGGCACAAUGCAGCUUAAUGCACUAGUCAAUUGAAACCCCAGCCCCAGACAAAAUUCCUUAUUUGUACUUAUAUAAUUUUGUGCAUACUUCACUUCAGUUUAUAAUAUAUGUCCAUUAAUUUCAUGAAUAAUUACCGUACUAUUAUUUGAGGCAAGACUUUUGAAACGUGAUGUUUUGUGGCUUUCGAAAUGUGAUUAGGUUACAUGUGAUUGAUACACCGGGUGGAAAGCAUAAUUUAAAAAUGAAAAUUAAAGCCCAGCAAAUGACUUUCAGACAAGACAUAACAAAAAUAUAAAAUUUAUUGGCUAACAUUUUGUUGUAUUGUUCACAACAUCUUCAGAGCAUCGACAUCUUCAGAGCAAUUAAACUUAUUUGCAAGUGUGUAAAUAAGUUUAAGUUUAAACGAUUUUUUCUGUGUUGGUGUAAUGUACUCAGGUGAAUAUGAUGCUUGUGAUGUUACUCUGAGUGUAUAUCCACACUGGGCAAGCUUGAAAAAUAUGCCUCGAUCCUUCCCACCGUGGUCAGGCAUAUUUUUCAAGCUUUUCAAGCUCAAGGUGUGUAUAUAUAUACACUCAGAGUAACAUCACAAGCACCAAAUUUUUAAACGGUUACAUUAUUCAAAUAAGCAAAUAAGAAGAAGGGAUGAAAAACACCUAUCAUUAAAAAUAUUAGUAAAUUAAAGAUAUAAUAUAAAUAAAAGAUAUUAUAAAUUAAAGAUAUUAUAAAUUUUAUAUUUUUAUUAUGUCUUGUCUGAAAGUCAUUUGCUGGGCUUUAAUUUUCAUUUUUAAAUUAGGUUAUGUGUGUGCAUUAAAUCCUGGCCAUUCUACCCCAGCCUUUUUCAUAUGGUGUUAAACCCUGGCUAUUAUACCCGCUUUUAUAUCAGUGUUAAACCUGGGUAUUGAAAAGGCAAUGCUCUGUUAAAAUGUUGUAUUUCCUCCACAAAGUCCUGUUAACACCCGGCCUGGGGGGGGGGGGACUAUCUCGAGCAUAAUAGGUUAACUACACACAUGAGCAGUCUGAUUAUAAACACAUUGAGUGACAGCUUGAUAGUUUUUCAGGCAUUUUAUAUGCUGGUAAUAAAUUGCUUUUUAAGAGUUUUUUGUAUUAUAAUAUUUUUUAAUUAAUUAAAUUUAAGUUAUAGUUUAGUUACGUACAGUACACUCAAAAUCAAAAAUGUCUAUUCCUAUAUUGAUUAAGUUUAUUUUCUGUUUUCAGUCAUCCUCCCAGUAUUUAUUGUUCUGUCAAGAGAACAAUGAACUUCUCAUGUUUACUCUAAAACAACUUGAUCAAGUCACAUUUCACAGCAAUUGCGAUGGCAGUGCUCCAGGCAUCAUCGAGAUACUGGAGGAGGAAUUUCUUGAUAGAGUGAGUGUUUUAUUUUAUGCUACAUUUUGGGGAUGCCUAUUAUGUUCUAGCUGGUUCACACCAGAAAUUUCGGUCACAUGCCAAGGGCCUGAAGGUGGGGAACACCAGAGCACCCCAAUUACACACGUAAAAACGCACAAGUUGUAACAAGUCCGCAAACAAGUUGUUACAAGUCUGUUCACAAGCUGUCAACAAGUUGUGUUCGCACUGCUUGUUCCCAGUUUGUAUUAACAAGUUUGAAACAAGCUGUUUAAAACUUGUAACAAGCUCGAUGGCAUUAUCAGACUUAAUUGUUACAAGACUGUGCCAACAAGUUUGUUACAAUAAGUUCUUUUGUAUGUUUGCAUGGCGAUAAAACAUAUAAUAGUUUUAAUAUACAUAUAAUAAUUUACACAUAUAAUAAAAUAAUAAUUUAUUACUGCAAAGCUUUCGAUCCGUAAGCUAUAAGUUUGUUACAGCCAUGAUCGAUAUAACAAGGUUGUAACAAUCUUUUUAUAUCAAGUAGGGUUGGUAGGUUUGCUGAAUAAUUAGGCCAAACACCAUCACACUAGGCCUUUGUUUUCUUUGUCUUGGCCUUUUGUUUUCUAAAUGACACUAAUGAUGAUUUGGCCUAAUUAUUCAUCAAACUUACCAACCCUGAUAUCAAGCAUGUAAUGGACUAAUUGUUGAGAACAACCUUGCAACAAGUCUGAUAAUUUCAACAAGGUUGUUACAAGUUGUUCCAAACCUGUUGACAACUUGUGACAAGCAGUACAAAUACAUCUUGUUGACGGCUUGUUGGCAGACUUGUUACAAGAUGUGAGAUUUUUGUGUGUGUAGGUUUACAACAUAUUUUUCAAUAAUUCAAAAUUUACCCUAAGUCACUGCAAACUUUCUGGAAGUGAUCAAAAUGUUUUCUUUCAUCAAAACAAUCACGUUCGACUUAUAAAAACAUGUUUUGCAACUUACAUUUUAAAAUUUUGGUCAAAUGCCAAAGGGGGGAGGGCGGCCGCAACAAACUCGUCCAGAUUUUUUAGUUAUUUUUCAAUAAUUCUCAAAUAUUCCCCCAAAUCACUCCAGACCUUCUGGAAGUGAUCGAAAUGUUUUCUUUGGUCCAAAUGAUGACUUUCGACUUGAAAGAAUAUUUUACAAAAUUUUAAAAUUUUGGUCGAAUGCCAGAGGGCGGGGGAGGGCACAGUGAUGGCUCCGGUACUUGAGUUAUUUUUUUAUCCCCAAAUCACUACAACAAAACAUGUUGUACAAAAUUUGACAUUUUCAAUGAAAUACCAAGAGGGGACCACAGGCAUCCUCUCAGCUUUUCAAUUUUUCAAACCAUUGAUUCAACCUAAGCUGUCAUAUCAACUGAUCAUGAAUAUGUUUUCUUUUCCAGGCAAGACAGAUCACUUUAUGGAAGUGACAUGUUUUCUAAGAACAGAUUUGUGGAUGACAAAAAAAGAAAGCUUAUCAUUCAGACAUUGCGAGAAGCCCUAAUAAUGUUAACAUAUAUGUAAGAUAAUGAAUGGAGACAUCAAUCUGUCUUAGGCAUUGAGAACUAUAACCAAACAAACCUUACCAAAUCAGGUAUUAUACAAACUAUAACUUUCUUUCUGUAUAUGAUAAUUAAUGCAAGUAUUCACCA